UCCAUUACACAGAAACAACAAACAUGGCGGCGACCGUGGAGAAUGUUUACAGGUUGCUUAAAUUUUUUAGACCAUCACAGAAAAUUGCAGCAUGUUUACAUCGCAACAAUGCCAGAGUGCAACUUUUGAGGAACCGGUGGACAACAAUACAGAAAUACUCCCUUGUAAAGUUGUUGCCAAGGCCAGCCGUGAUAACCUCCAUAGCAACAGUGAGCGCAGUAAGCUUGUUUGCCAAGAAGAACGAACCAGAAACUGGAGGACUGAGAAAUAAAACACUUAUAGAAAAGGCAGAUGAACUGUAUGAUGCCAGGCAAACUAUAAAUCUGUAUAAUUUACUGAAAGACAAUUUGGAUGAGAAUGACGAUGAAAUAUUGUGGCGUUUAGCCAGAGCUAGUUGUGAUAUGAGCAGAAUGAGUAAGACUCCAAACGUAUGCAGGACAUAUAUGUUUGAAGGAUUUGAGUAUGCUAAGAGAGCCUUAGAGCUCAACAACAGCAACUUUGCCAGUCAUAAGUGGUAUGCUAUCCUGCUGGACAAGACAGCUGAGUUUGAAGGAAAUAAGAAGAGAAUAGAAAAUGCUUUUUUGGUAAAAGAACAUUUUGUGAGAGCUGUUGAGCUGAAUCCAAAGGACGCCACUUCCAUGUACUCCAUAGGUCACUGGUGUUACCUGUUUGCAGACAUGCCAUGGUACUACAAGAAAAUAGCCAGUGCCAUAUAUACAACCCCGCCCACAUCUACAUAUGAAGAGGCAUUGAAGUACUUUGAGAUGGCUGAAGAAGCUGAUCCCGACUUUUACAUCUGGAACCAUGUGUUUCUUGGCAAGACGUAUGUGAGGGUCGGUGAGCGAGAAAAAGCAAAGAAGUACCUAAUCAAGGCCAGGGAGUACACCACCCAGGACAUUUCCGUGGAUGAACACGAGGCCCAAAUGGAAGCGUUUAAAGUGUUGAUGGCAAACAAAAUGAUCGAUGUGAAAGAGGAGAAAAAGAAGGAACUGGAAUCACAGAAGAGCAGCUCUCAAGGAAAGGUUUUGGACACAGAAUGAUACCAGACUUCCUUGAUCCCAAACAACGGAAGUGUAAAGAAAACCUGAAGGAACUUAAAGAGGAAAUGUAAAAGUGAAAAAUUGAACGACUGUAUUGGUUCUAAUCUUCGUGAACAACUGUGUUGAUUCGUGAACAACUGUGUUGAUUCGUGAACUACUGUAUUGAUUCGUGAACUACUCUGUUGAUUCGUGAACUACUCUGUUGAUUCGUGAACUACUGUGCUGAUUCUGGAACUACUGUGUUGAUUCGUGAACUACUCUGUUGAUUCGUGAACUACUUUGCUGAUUCUUAAACUAAUGUGUUGUUUCGUGAACUACUGUGUUGUUUCGUGAAUAACAGUGAACAAUUAAUGGAUACAUUGAACAUUUGUGUUGGUAAAGAGAACAAGUUGUGGAUACAUUGAGCUAUUUUGUCAGUGCAACUUGUGUGGAUAUUGUUAAAAAUAGAUUGAUUAGGGUUGCUUUGUCGGUAAUAUUUCGACUCUCUUUGAAGACAGUGUAAAGUACUAGUGAUAUGUAUGACAUAUAUACACAUUAUAAUCCAGUUAUGUCUCUUGACUCUCAAAUAUUACCAGUCAAAAA
This is a messenger RNA of Mizuhopecten yessoensis (Yesso scallop), 1622 nucleotides long. RefSeq names its product regulator of microtubule dynamics protein 1-like. The transcript has 9 exons. Gene Ontology annotation, molecular function: microtubule binding. Lineage: Eukaryota; Metazoa; Mollusca; Bivalvia; Pectinida; Pectinidae. The record is from RefSeq and is a predicted model, not a curated record. Gene Ontology annotation, cellular component: mitotic spindle pole; cytoplasm; spindle microtubule. Bases 24 to 1040 code for a protein of 338 amino acids.